AUGGGUCCGAAAAAAGUUGACAAUAUAAAUAAAAUUCAUAGAGCAUCACAAGCUUCUUUAAAUAUAACAGUAGAUCCAGAAAAUCAUCAUUGUACUGGUAAAUUCGCUGCUGAUUUAGAACUUUAUUGUCGUGAAUCGUCUUCUACUUAUCCAAUAAAUAUUCCGGUGUAUAUUCGUAGUCAUCCACCAUCAUCGUCAUCAUUACAACAAUUAGGUACACAUUCUGGAGCAUCAAUUCCACCAUCAUUAAUUGCUGGUGAAGAAUAUGUACCAUCAUCAAUGAAACUUCCAUCCGGUGGACGAAUUCCAUCUCAUAGUCAAACUGGAACUUUAACUGGUAUUGAUAAUGAUAACAAAUCAGUUAGUAUUUUAGGAUAUGAAUCAUUAAAAUCAUCUUCAUCAUCUUAUAAAACAUUUCAUGUUGUUUCUAAUAGUGAUUUCUAUCGUCCGAAAUUAUUAGUAGAUUCAAUUGGUAAUGAAAAUGAAUCCAUCGAUCAAAUAAAAGCUUUAUAUAUGAGAGCAUGGCAACUUGAUCAACGUUUUAUUGAAGUCUUAAAAAAAGUUCUUCCAUUACAAGAACAAUUGCAUACUCUUAAUUUUUGUUUUGUUGGCUUGAGUGAACAAACUAUUUAUGAAUUUGCUGAAGUUUGUCAAUUAAUUAAAAAUUUAAAAACUGUUUCAUUAGAUGGGAACCCAUUAGCAGCAGAAUAUUUUCAUAUAUUAAUUGAAAAAUUUGAUUCAAAAAUUGUUCAUCUUUCUCUUCGUUUUUGUAAAAUUACUGAUACCGGUGCUGAACGUCUUGCCAAUGCACUUGGUAAUAUGUCAAGUCAAAAUUGGAAAUUAUUAACAUUAACAUUAACCGGUAAUCAAAUUGGUGAUAAUGGUGCAAAAUCAUUCGCAAAUGCAUUACGUUAUAAUCGAACAUUAAUAUCCCUUAAUCUUUCAUCGAAUUUUAUUACUGAUGUUGGUGCUUGUACUUUAGCAUUAGUUUUGAGAAAAAUUGUUUUAACACAAGAAGAAAUUGUUCGACGUAGAUAUUUAUUAUCUGAACGUUUUGGUGAAAUAAAUGGAAAUGAAUUGCGAAUUUAUGCUUUAUCACCAACUCCUUCGACAACAUCAACAAAAAGUCGAUCAGCUCGUGAUACAAAGCGUACAUUAGAAACGAAUAAAAAUCGAAAAACAAUUUCAACAAAAUCUACAGAAAAACGUCAUCGAAUUGGUUCUGGUGAUGAUAAUCAUUCACCAUCGACAAGUAAAAGUGAUCAAAAGAAAGGAAAAAAUGAAAAUACAAAUGCUCGAUCAACAUCAAAUAAUUCUGAACAACCACGAAUAUCAACUGCUACUCGUGGAAAGAGAACAACAUCAACUGCGAGUAGUUCAUCGAAAAAAAAUAUUUUAAAUGUUAAAGAAGAUGAAGAUAUAAUUGAAAAAGUACAUUCAUCUGCAGGAUCAUCAUCAGGAAAAUUACCCACUAUUCUAGGACAACGUAUUGAACGUGAAAAUCCUCUGAUAGAAAAAAAUGAAAAUCAAUUAAACAAUGGUGAAAUAAAUUUAAAAGGAAAUUAUGUUCUGCUGAAUUUAAAUCUAUCACGAAAUUAUUUAACAUUAGUAACUGUUCAUGAAUUUCUUCUUUCAAUACAAUAUCAAACAACGGUAACACAUUUUAAUGAAAUAAAUAUGGCUUCUUUGAUUGAUUUCACUGGACUUUGCCGACUUGAACUUAAAGGAAUGAGUGAUAUAUCAAAAACUUCUCCAGUUUAUCAAUCAUUGGAAGCACUUCUUCUUAAAAAAAAUCCAUCAUAUCGUUUGCAACAAAUAAAAGAACAAGAAACAAAAGAAUUUCUUGAACAACAACCAGUUCAAAUCGUACCUGAAAAAAUACGUGCUGGUUCAACUGUUCGAUCAGCAAGUUAG
Adineta steineri is the source of this 1914-nucleotide messenger RNA. NCBI's taxonomy places the organism in Eukaryota, Metazoa, Rotifera, Eurotatoria, Adinetida, Adinetidae. The record is from the annotation of a GenBank genome assembly.